Molecule: messenger RNA, 2164 nt
Organism: Coregonus clupeaformis (lake whitefish)
Lineage: Eukaryota; Metazoa; Chordata; Actinopteri; Salmoniformes; Salmonidae
Product: histone-binding protein RBBP4
Exons: 12
Coding region: 133-1407 (424 amino acids)
Biological process (GO): regulation of gene expression
Cellular component (GO): NuRD complex; ESC/E(Z) complex; nucleus
Molecular function (GO): histone binding
Source: RefSeq, a predicted model, not a curated record
GUUGGCGCGAACGUAUUGACGGUGUACGAGACACAAAGCGCGUUUGUAACAUUUUAUCCAACUAUCUAAUGUGCCGAUUGAGGUAGCCAGACGAAUUCAAGAUUUCCUAGUCUGUGCCGUCGAUUCGUUAUAAUGGCCGAUAAGGAAGGUGCUUUUGAUGAUGCGGUGGAGGAAAGGGUGAUAAAUGAGGAAUAUAAGAUCUGGAAGAAGAAUACGCCUUUCCUCUAUGACCUGGUGAUGACCCACGCUCUGGAAUGGCCCAGCCUCACCGCCCAGUGGCUGCCUGAUGUAUCCAGGCCCGAGGGGAAAGAUUUUAGCGUGCACCGCCUGGUUCUGGGCACGCACACGUCAGACGAGCAGAAUCACCUGGUCAUCGCCAGCGUACAGCUGCCCAAUGACGACGCCCAGUUUAAUGUUUCGCACUACGACAGCGAGAAAGGCGAGUUUGGAGGUUUUGGCUCAGUGAGUGGGAAGAUCGAGAUAGAGAUCAAGAUCAACCAUGAAGGAGAGGUGAACCGGGCCAGGUACAUGCCCCAGAACCCCUGCAUCAUCGCAACCAAGACCCCCACCUCAGAUGUACUGGUCUUCGACUACACCAAGCAUCCCUCCAAACCUGACCCUUCAGGAGAGUGUACUCCUGACCUGCGCCUGAGGGGACAUCAGAAGGAGGGCUACGGCCUCUCAUGGAACCCUAACCUCUCUGGAUGUCUCCUUAGUGCUUCAGACGACCAUACUAUCUGUAUGUGGGACAUCAGUGCAGUACCUAAGGAAGGGAAGAUUGUGGAUGCUAAGACCAUCUUCACAGGACAUACUGCUGUAGUGGAGGAUGUAUCCUGGCAUCUCCUCCACGAGUCACUGUUUGGAUCUGUAGCUGAUGACCAGAAACUCAUGAUCUGGGAUACUCGUUCCAACAACACGUCCAAGCCCAGCCAUGCGGUGGACGCCCACACAGCGGAGGUCAACUGUCUCUCUUUCAACCCCUACAGCGAAUUUAUCCUGGCCACCGGCUCUGCAGACAAGACUGUGGCUCUGUGGGACUUGCGUAAUCUCAAACUGAAGCUCCACUCCUUCGAGUCGCACAAAGAUGAGAUCUUCCAGGUCCAGUGGUCGCCCCACAACGAGACCAUCCUGGCGUCCAGUGGUACUGACAGACGACUCAACGUGUGGGACCUCAGCAAAAUAGGAGAGGAGCAGUCUGCGGAGGACGCAGAGGACGGCCCUCCUGAACUACUGUUCAUCCAUGGAGGACACACAGCCAAGAUCUCUGACUUCUCCUGGAACCCCAACGAGCCCUGGGUCAUCUGCUCUGUGUCUGAGGACAACAUCAUGCAAGUCUGGCAGAUGGCUGAGAACAUCUAUAAUGAUGAGGAUCCAGAGGCAGGAGGAGACCAGGAAGUCACUGCCUGAAUGAAACCAAUGUGUAACUCCACCCCCCUUCCCACUCCCAAGUACUCCGCCUUCCUUUUUGUAUUCUGAACCCUUUGGGUGUCCCACCCCAAAAUGUCUGCUUUGUCCUGAAAUGUACGUUCCGUCACCAAUCUAAAAGUAUUGUAUUGGUGGAGGUAUGGGAACUUUCUACCAGAGUUCUUAUACCACUUAAUUCCUUUCAAAUCAGUGAAGGGAAUUGAACGAGUGCACACUUUGAGGAAGGUGAGAUAAUUGGGGACGUAGCCAGAAACUACUAUUCCCUUGACUCAACAGGAGCAAACUCUCUCUCUCUCUCUCUCUCUGCGUUGUAAAAGAGUAAUUUAUUGUCUGAGAAGAAAAAAUCUCUGUCUCCUAGAACUGGUUUUGUACUUUAAUAUAAAGAGUAUUUUUUUAUAAUCCCUCGAUUGGCCUUCCCCCACCUGUGGCGAGACGACAACCAGCUCCUGUCUCUGUCCCAUCGCUUCUUGUGGCUAUUUAUUUCACAACUAUGCCUGCGGUUAAAGAUCUAAGUUAUCCUCUUAAGAAACAAGUAUCUGUACCAACCAUUAUGCAGAAUGUCACAUUUACGUUCAGUAGGGCCCAUGAAGCCAGAUUAUAUAUAUUUUUUAACAUUUUGUUUUUGGUUGGAAGUGUUUAGCUAGUCAAGGUGAUGUUGUAAUGUCUGUUUUUGAUAUUUGUAAUGUCUGUUUUUGAUAUAUGUAAUGUCUGUUCUAUAUCGUGGAGCUCCGCCCCAUAG